AUGGGCAAAGUCAAAACUGUUUAUCGUUGUGAACAAUGUGGUACAGACCAUCCAAAAUGGGCAGGUCAAUGUUCAGACUGUGGUGAAUGGAAUUCUCUGACUGAAGUGCGAAUUGAACCUGUCGUAUCACAUCGUGCCAAACCUAUGGGCGGUGGGUAUGCAGGACAAGCAGCCAAUGUCACCUUGCUUAACCAGAUUACCGUGUCCAAUGAAACACGUUUAGCUACGGGUAUUGGUGAAUUUGACCGAGUACUUGGCGGUGGCUUAGUCACAGGUUCUGUCGUCCUGAUCGGGGGUGACCCCGGUAUUGGUAAAUCAACGAUUCUGUUGCAAACCGCAACACAUAUGGCUGCUGCGAAGAAUUCAGCGCUCUAUGUCACAGGGGAAGAAUCACUUUCACAAGUGGCUUUACGUGCCAAUCGCCUCGACUUAGCUACUGAUAAAUUACAAGUCAUGGCAGAAACGUGUGUAGAACGAAUUUGUGAUACCCUCGCACAAUUACGCCCUGCCGUUGCCAUCCUUGACUCAAUCCAAACCUUAUAUACCGAAACCUUACAAUCUGCUCCCGGCGGUGUUUCGCAAAUUCGUGAGUCAGCGGCACUAUUGACUCGAUUUGCAAAAAAUAGUGGUACAGCGUUAUUUCUUGUUGGUCACGUCACCAAAGAAGGUGCCUUGGCAGGUCCGCGUGUGCUUGAGCAUAUGGUCGAUUGCGUACUGUAUUUUGAAGGGCAAUCUGACUCCCGUUACCAUAAGGGCUUAAAAGAAGUCGCCAAUCCAUCUGCCAUCUUUUUAAGUCGUUAUGAUGAAGCGAUUCCCGGUUCAGUGGUGAUGAUCAGUCGUGAAGGUACACGGCCAUUAUUGGUUGAAGUUCAAGCACUGGUUGAUGACGCGCAUGGACAACCGCGUCGGGUCGCACUGGGGUUAGAACAAAACCGCUUAAAUAUGUUGCUUGCGGCUCUGAUCUUGCGGUACUUUUGGCCUGUGCUUCAAGUUUACGCUCUAAAGCUUUACCACAACAAUUGGCUGUAUUUGGUGAAGUGGGAUUAUCGGGUGAAAUACGCCCUGUUCCCAAUGGACAAGAACGCUUAA
Oppiella nova is the source of this 1089-nucleotide messenger RNA. The record is from the annotation of a GenBank genome assembly. NCBI's taxonomy places the organism in Eukaryota, Metazoa, Arthropoda, Arachnida, Sarcoptiformes, Oppiidae.